Thecamonas trahens ATCC 50062 is the source of this 3781-nucleotide messenger RNA. RefSeq lists its product as uncharacterized. Lineage: Eukaryota; Apusomonadida; Apusomonadidae. The transcript is spliced from 2 exons. The record is from RefSeq and is a predicted model, not a curated record. Bases 1 to 3756 code for a protein of 1251 amino acids.
AUGCUCUCCUUCCCGAUUGUCGGGGUCAUCAACGACAAACUCCGUACCGUCCGCGCCCGCUGCUCCUCCGGAUCCGUCUACGUGUCGGCCGCCAUCACGUGCGGGUACGCCUCCCAUCCCAAGCCGCAGGCCAAGCAGGUGUCGCGCAGCGUCGGGCGAACGGCGCGGAAGGCGGCCAAGGUAGAAGCCCGCAUCGCUGCCCAGAAAGAGGCCCGACGCCGCGCAGAGGACGAGGUAGAGGCUCGAGUUGCGGCAAGGGCGGCUGAGGACGCGGCGCUGGUAGAGGCCAAGGCCGCGACUGUGGAGAUGCGUCAGGCGCGGGCAGUGGCUCGUGCUCGUGCGGCCGAGGCGGCGGCGGCUAGCGACAAGGCGCGGGCGGCCGAGUGGGAGGCGGACAAAGUUGCCCGGCGUGAGCGGCAGGCUGCCGCCGAUGCUGGCCAUGCACAAGCUGUUGAGCGUCGCAGGGCAGAGUGGGCAGCCGCCGAUGCGGCUCGGAUCGAAGCCCGGGCCGCGCUCAAGGCGGCUCGCGCCGAGGCCGACCACGCCGCCACCGAAGCCUACGAGGCUGAGACCGAGGCGCUGCGGCUCGAGCGCGAGCACAAAGAUAUGAUGCAUGCCCAGGCCGUCGAGGCCGAGGCGAUCGAGCGCGCCGCGCGCCGUGAGGCCAACGACGCUGCCAGUGCCGCGGCUUACCGCGACAAGUGGGAGUUGCGGCGCGAAGCGCGGCGCACCGCCGACGACGCCCGCGCUGCCGAGCGCGCAACGGCUCCAGAGGCCAAAGCAGCGCGUCGCCAAGCCGCCGACGAAGCAUAUGCUGCUGCACGCCGCGAGGCGCACGAAGCCAUGGCGGCCGAGCGUGCUGCGGCCGACGCCGAAGCUGCUGCCGCCCGUGCUGCAGCCAAAACUGCGCGUGCCGAAGCGAGAAUGGCUGCUGACGACGCCGCAGCGGCGAGCACAGCUGAGCGUCGCGCUGCUCGCGCUGCUGCCGAUACCGAGCGCGCGGCCGAGCGCGCGGCGGCCCGGUCCGCCGCCGAUGAAGCUGAUGCUGCUGCCCGCGCCGCCGCUCUGGCGGCUGCUGCGGAGCGAAAGGAGGCUGUCCGGAACGAGCGCACUGUAGAGCGCCCUGCUGCCAAGGCUGCGCUGCGCGAGGAGCGGGCGGCGGCCAAGGCUUCCAAGGCCGAAACGCGGGCCGCUGCCGACACACAGCGCGAGCGCAACAGGGCUGCGACGAAGCAGCAGCGUCGUGAAGAGCGCGAUGCACGGUGGGCGGCGGCAGCGGCGGCACGGGCUUCGGCCGAUACGGCGCGGCAGGCGACUCGCAAAGCUGCGGACGAGCGGCGAGCCGAGGCGGCUGAGAACCGACCGGGAUUAUUGAGGACUUCUCGAGCCGCUGCUGACUCGCGCAAGGCAGCACGACGAGCAGAAGCCGCAGCGCAGCGGGCCGAGGCCCGCGCUCAGGCCGAUGCAGCGGCGACGGCGGCCAAGUCCGAGUACGCGCAGCUGCGAUCAACGGUGCGAGAGCAGGUGAAGGAGGCUCGAAAGCGUGAUCGAGCUGCCGCUGAUGGGGAGGCGAGACGCCAGGCAGCGGCGGCUCGUGAGGAGCGGCGGCGCCACCGCGUGGCGCGCCGGGCUGCCCGGGCCGAGCGGCAAGCUGCAGCCCAGGCGACAGAAGACGCGCGGCGCAGCGAGAAGGACGCACGCCGGGCCCGGACCAUCGAUGCUCUGCGAAACAUCAACCGGCCGGUGCUUGCUGCGCUGCUCUCGGUCAUCUCGCCGUUUGCUCGGGGCAAGCGCAAGGCCAUGGACGCUGCGCGGGCGCUGGGCUUGGCGACGGUCGCCGGGCUUGACGCAGCGGUUGUGGGUGCAGCCGACGUCGUCCGCGGCUCAGCUGCUCUGGCCGGUAGGGUGGCAACGCCUGUCGGCCGAUCGGUUGUGGACGCGACCCGCGCGACCGGAAACGUCAUUUCGGACGUGGUCCACGAUACCAGGAGUCUGGUGCGUGCGGUGACUGUCCCCCCAGUCCGCGCGGCUGUCGACGCCACAGCUGUGGCUACGGCGACUGUCGCCGACACGGCAACGGCCGUCGCCCGGGUCUCCAAGGAUGUGACUGGCGCUGUCGGCCGGACGGUGGUCGAUGCUGGGCGCAAGCCGGUGCGCGCUGUGGCCGAUGCUGGGCGCGUGAUGGGUCGCGGAACUGUCGACACUGCGGCUGUUAUUGGUGGCACAGCGGUGGCUGCGGCCGUGGCCACCGGGUUGGGGGUGGGUGCUGUGGCACGUCCAGUUGGACGCGCCGUGGCUGAUGCUGCGGCCGCCACUGAUCGAGCCGUCCACGAUGCUUCCGCCGCAGUGAUGCGGACCAUCCAAGACGUCGCAGUCAUCACCGAAGCCUCGGUGACGUCGGCAGCUUUGCCUGUUGCUGGCGGUGUUCGGCGCGGCGUGCUGGCGGUCUCGCGAACUGGGGCCGACACCGCCGGCGCGGCUGCGCGCGGCGUCGGCCGCGGAACGACUGAUCUGGUGCGGUCCUCGGUUCAGCACGUGGCUGUGCCUGUUGGCCGGGUGGCGCGAGACGCAGCAGAAGCUGUGGCGGGCGGGGCAGCCCAGGCCAGCCGUGUUACCGGUCGAGCGGCGCGAGAUGCGGCUUCGGCAGCGGUGCACUCGGCGCGAGUGGUGGCGGUCCCGAUUGGGAGGGUAGCGGAGGACGUGGCGUCGACCGUAACGCACGUGGCGGCUGAUGUGGCACGACCUGUGGUCCGGACUGCGGUUGAUGCCGGUACAUUGGUGGCUCGCGGCUCGGCGAUUGCUGGCCGGACAGCGACUCGAGUGGUCGGUGAUGGGUCAAUGGCAAUUGUCGACGGCGCAGCUGCUGUGGCGCGGCCAGUCGGGCGGGGAGUUGUCGACGUGUCGCGAUCAGCGGCCCAUGCCGGGUCCACCGUCCUGCGCCCUGUCGGUCGCGGUGCGACAGACGUGGUCACCCAUGUUGUGCCAGGCGUGGCGCUUGCAGGCGGACGCGCGGUGGUGCGAGCCGGCUCGGGCGUGAGUCAUGUCGCGGUCCGCGGCGGCGCGGUGGUCGAUAGGGCGGUGAUUGCGCCUGUCACGCAUGCGACGGGGACUACGGUGCGCAAGGCCGGGCGGGUGGUCGGCGGUGCUGCGGUGGUGAUCGGCGACGAGACGGCUUACGUGGCGCGGCGAGCUGGGCUCGGCGUUCAGGGUGCGCUGCGUCCUGUCGGACGCGGAGUGGCGGACGUCGGUCGCAGGGUGGGCGGCGCCACGGCGUCGGGGGCGCGGGUGGUCGGAUCUCAGUUUGCGGACGCUGUGGAGGCCGGUGCAGACGUUGCUGUUCGGGUCGCGCGGCCUGUGGGCGAGGUUGUUGUCGAUGCCACCGAGGUUGCUGUGGGUGGCGUAGCCAAGGGCUCGCGAGUUGUUGGACGUGGCGUGGCCGACGUGGCUCGCGGCGCUGGCCACGUCACGUCGGACGUGCUGCGGCCGGUAGCGCGGACAGGUCAAGAUGUGCUGGUCACGACAGCACAUGUUGGCGAGACGGCGGCGAUCAGGGCUUCGCGCGGCGUUUCCGACGCCGGCGGGCUCAUCGCCGAUGGAGCUGUCGCCGUGGCUCGUCCGAUCGCCGCCGGCGCCAAGGCCAGUAUCGCUGCUGGUGCCAAGGUUGCAGCGGCAGUCAACCCGGUCGCGGCCCUCGAGCGCUACGCCGAUGCUGUGGUCGAGAGUUCCGGUCCGUCGGUGAGUGUAGCCAGCGAAUGAUAGAAAAGAAGGCAUGUGGAAGAGG